Messenger RNA from Ustilaginoidea virens, 1263 nucleotides. RefSeq lists its product as uncharacterized. The transcript has 4 exons. The record is from RefSeq and is a predicted model, not a curated record. Lineage: Eukaryota; Fungi; Ascomycota; Sordariomycetes; Hypocreales; Clavicipitaceae. The coding region runs from base 1 to 1263 and encodes 420 amino acids.
AUGGGUGCUCUCACAGCCAUCACGACGGCCGGCCAGUCCAUCAUGGCACAAGCCUUGCCGGCAAUGAUGAAUGCGUCCAACCCCAUGGCCGCCAUGAAAUCUGCGGCGGGAGCCCUUGCGCAGGCCGGCAAGAACGGAGCCCUGAAUGCGCCCGGCGCGCCUGUCAUGGCGAAAGCGCUUCUCGACCCGGCCAUCCCGGACCAGACGCCGACCUUGCAGUUCCCGGACCAGACGCCGGAUACGGAUCCCGCAUACGUUGCUGCGCCGCUCCUGUCGCCCUUCAUGACGUCUCUCCAAGCGUAUCUCACGUCUGGUCCCAACCAGGGCCCCGACUGGAGCAAGUUCAGGGACCAGGCCAAGAAGACGGACGUCGCCACCGGCUCGGAAACCACGACCGAAGGCCUCACCUGGCUACUGAGAAACCUGCGGAUGCAGCAAAGCUCAGCCAAGCUCGGCAAGGGAGAGCCCAGCACCGAGCUGGGGGCCGCAUUCGACGCUAGCAUCGCCGUGGUCGAGGAGAUCAAGAAGGAAAUCUCCAAGCAGCAGUCCCUCAGCUCCAACAAGACGGACCCCGCCAUCAUCAAAAAGUGGCAGGACGAGGUCACAAAGGCCAAGCUGGUCGUGACCAAGCUGGAGACGGCGGCCAAGUCCUUCCCAGGCGCAUCGGCAAACACGCCCAAGCUGCAAAACAUCAAGAUGGACAUUCCAAAGACGGAAAACAACGCCGCCAACUACACCAAGGCGGUCGAGGCGGCGGCCGAGGUGCAGAAUCGGCUGACGGGCAUCCAGACCAAGCUCAAGGGGCUGGAGAUUGCCGGGGCGGCCCUGGAGCGCGUCAAGGAGAUUCUUAUCGAGUGCAUCGCCAUCCUGGUCGAGCUUAAGGUGCAGAUUAGCAAGCUGACGACGUUCUUCAGCGCCCUGUCCACCAUGGUCAAGGUGGUCAUUGACACCAAGGUCAAGAACUUUAAGGUCGAUGCCGCGGCCAUUGGCGACGAGGCCGCCAGCAGGGGCAAGCUGACGCUCAACAACCUCGACAUUGAGACCAUUUACAUGUCCACGCUGCAGUACAUCAACCCCGGGCUGGACCUGCUCACCGAACUGAGCAAGGUGACCAAGACGGCGGAUGAGAUUGCCCCCAAGCGCGAGGCACUGAACAAAUUUACAGACGAGGCGCACAAGGCCAUCAACAAGCUGGGUGCUGAUAAACAACGAGAAAUCUCGGACGGCUUGCAAAGCGAGCUUGCAGCGCGCCGGCUUAAUUAG